Molecule: messenger RNA, 2196 nt
Organism: Fusarium keratoplasticum
Lineage: Eukaryota; Fungi; Ascomycota; Sordariomycetes; Hypocreales; Nectriaceae
Product: ABC1 domain-containing protein
Exons: 1
Coding region: 1-2196 (731 amino acids)
Biological process (GO): ubiquinone biosynthetic process
Cellular component (GO): extrinsic component of mitochondrial inner membrane
Molecular function (GO): kinase activity
Source: RefSeq, a predicted model, not a curated record
AUGAGGUUCGUCGACUUCGCCAUCGACCUCGCAGCGGUGCUCAAUGCCUCCCGGGGCGUCGCCGCAAAGCAUGUCGCCCUCCGGGGUCGGCAGCUCGAGAAUUAUAGCCGGACGUCGAGUGUUGCUGCGGCGCUAAGGAAUAGAGCUGCGCAGAGGGGAGCUUAUGAGAGGACGGCUGCUGCGGAGGAGAGCGAUGAGGUCGUUUACGAGCAGGCUGCGCCGGCUGAGCAAGCUACGGAACCGACAGUCGAGACGCCGAAGGAUCGAGUACAGACACAAGAGGUUAAGGCGGAGGCUACAAGGACGGAAAAGACACCGUUUGAUGCUGGUAUUCCCAGUCUCAGGCCGAAUCCGCUGCAACAAGCUGCUCCCAAGUCAACAGAGGAGGAACUCGAUCUACCACCAGGAAUCGACGUCAAUAUCUUUCACACCACAAGAGGGUCCAUGAUAUUGGAUCAAUUGAAGAAAAAAGGCAGACCGGGAGCUCCCCCGCCGCGGCCUGGAGCUGGAGGCCCUGCGAAGGAGCAUCCUCUACGCAAUUGGCCCCUACCACCUCCAGUACAACCUGAGCAGAGCUUCAAGCCAGCUCCUGAGAAGCCUCGAGAGGCUGAGGUCAAGGUUGAGGAGACACCGAUCCAACCGGUAACUAAGCCUGUAGAGGAAUUGGCUACUCCUGCGGAGGAACCGGUCACGCCUCAGCCAGAGGAGACUCCCAAGGCAUCAAUUCCUGCGGAGGAAGUGGCUGCACCUCAGCCAGAGGCUCCCUCAAAACCUGAGCCCGAGAAGGUUGACGAGAAGAUUGAUGAGGAGGUUGUCCAAGCUGCAAAGGAGAUGGUCGGCGAACCUGUACCACCCCAGACUCCAGCAUAUUCUCUCAGAGAGUCCAAGGUCCCAUCCUCCCGCAUCAGCCGAAUCUGGAACUAUGGCGGUCUCGCAGCAGGCAUGCUUGGAGGGGCCAUGACCGAGGGCGUCAGCCGAGCCUUUGGCGGCGGAGGUGAAGGAUCUAUCCUGCUCAGCGGCAAGAACAUGGAGCGUCUCGUCGCAAAGCUCUCGCGCAUGCGUGGUGCCGCUUUGAAGCUCGGUCAGAUGAUGAGCUUCCAGGACACCAAGAUGCUCCCGGCUCCUAUCCAGGAGGUGCUGCAGCGUGUUCAGGACCGCGCUGACUACAUGCCUGCCUGGCAGCGUGACCGUGUCCUCGCUGCCAACCUUGGUGCUGAGUGGCGAGACCUGUUUAGCGAGUUUGAGGAGAAGCCCAUUGCUGCGGCGUCUAUCGGUCAGGUGCACAAGGCGGUCCUCAAGAACGGCAACCGAGUCGCCGUCAAGAUCCAGUUCCCUGGUGUUGCUGACUCUAUCAACUCGGAUCUGGACAACCUGAGCAUCCUUCUCACGGCCACCAAGCUCCUGCCCAAGGGCCUGUAUCUCAACAAGACCAUCGACAACGCUCGGCUUGAGCUUGGUUGGGAGUGCGACUAUGAGCGCGAGGCCAAGUGCGCCCAACGCUACCAAGAGCUCCUCAGCUCUGAGCAAGAUGUGUUCCUUGUACCUUCAGUCUACCCCGAGGCUUCGGGCAAGCAGGUGCUCACCAUGGACUUUAUGGACGGCAUCGGUGUGACACGCAUCACGUCGUUUACACAGGAGCAGCGAGACUGGAUCGGAACCCAGAUUCUUCGCCUGUGCCUCCGCGAGAUCACAGAGUUCCGUUUCAUGCAGACGGACCCCAACUGGACAAACUUUCUCUACAAUGCUGACCUCGAGAAGCUUGAGCUACUCGACUUUGGCGCCUCGCGCGAGUACCCUGAGGAGUUUGUGACUCAGUACGUCCAACUCCUCGCCGCUGCGUCGCGCUCUGACAAGGCGGCCGUCAAGGACCUGUCGGAGAAGCUGGGCUACCUGACGGGCCUCGAGAGCCGGACAAUGGUGGAAGCACACACAAAGUCUGUUCUUACCCUGGCAGAGCCAUUCCUGGCCAGUGCUCCCGAGGUGUACGACUUCAAGGACCAGACCAUCACGGAGCGCGUCAAGGCCCUCAUCCCCGUCAUGCUUCAUGAGCGACUAGCACCCCCGCCAGAGGAGACUUACAGUCUGCACCGCAAGCUGAGCGGCGCGUUUCUACUCUGCGCAAGACUGGGCAGCAAGGUGCGGUGCAGGGAGAUGUUUGAGGAGGCCCUCGCCAAGGGGGGUUACCUCGAUGCUUGA